UAGGCGGGGCCGUGAUCUAGGCGAGACUCUCAAAGGCUGCUGGAGGGCGGAGAACAGGAGGGAGAGGCCCAGCAGCGAGGGAGGACCGAGUUUUCACUGCUCAGAGACCAUUCCGAUGCCCCCAGAGAUUCUCUGAGCGUGGCAGCCUUUGGAGGGAUGGCCACAGUGCAGGAGAUCAGCUGUGCAGCGCGGACCGGAAUCUCAACCCACAUCUCGCGAGAACUCAUUCUCCAAGAGGGUCUGGCGAGGACUGCUCCAGGAGUCCGGGUUGAAGCUGUGGAGCAUGGGUUUUAAACCUGGGAAUUGACUGGGCGUUUCCGUUGGCGGAGUCUCUCGACAGGAGCCAUAUACUAAAGACAAUGUCUGGAAGCUUCUACUUUGUAAUUAUUGGCCACCAUGAUAAUCCAGUUUUUGAAAUGGAAUUUUUGCCAGCUGGGAAAGCAGAAUCCAAAGAUGAUCAUCGUCAUCUGAAUCAGUUCAUAGUUCACGCUGCUCUUGACCUUGUGGGUGAAAACAUGUGGCUUUCAAACAACAUGUACUUGAAAACUGUGGACAAAUUCGAAGAGUGGUUUGUGUCAGCAUUUGUCACUGCAGGCCAUAUGAGAUUUAUUAUGCUUCAUGAUAUAAGGCAAGAAGAUGGAAUAAAGAACUUCUUUACUGAUGUCUAUGAUUUAUAUAUAAAGUUUGCAAUGAAUCCAUUUUAUGAACCCAACUCUGCUAUUCAGUCAAGUGCAUUUGACAGAAAAGUUCAAUUUCUUGGGAAGAAGCAUCUUUUAAACUGA
Messenger RNA from Heterocephalus glaber (naked mole-rat), 782 nucleotides. RefSeq names its product trafficking protein particle complex subunit 2-like. Gene Ontology annotation, biological process: endoplasmic reticulum to Golgi vesicle-mediated transport. NCBI's taxonomy places the organism in Eukaryota, Metazoa, Chordata, Mammalia, Rodentia, Bathyergidae. The record is from RefSeq and is a predicted model, not a curated record.